This is a messenger RNA of Galendromus occidentalis (western predatory mite), 1021 nucleotides long. Its product is annotated as C-1-tetrahydrofolate synthase, cytoplasmic. Gene Ontology annotation, biological process: tetrahydrofolate interconversion. Gene Ontology annotation, cellular component: cytosol. NCBI's taxonomy places the organism in Eukaryota, Metazoa, Arthropoda, Arachnida, Mesostigmata, Phytoseiidae. Gene Ontology annotation, molecular function: methylenetetrahydrofolate dehydrogenase (NADP+) activity; methenyltetrahydrofolate cyclohydrolase activity. The record is from RefSeq and is a predicted model, not a curated record. The transcript is spliced from 4 exons. The coding region runs from base 41 to 946 and encodes 301 amino acids.
GACAAAGCUGAUUUCGUCUGCACGUACGCUGACUAACACAAUGGUGGCGAAAGUGCUGUCGGGGACUGAGACGGCCAAGGAAGUACGGAAGGCUCUCGCUCAAGAGGUCCUGGACUUCAAGACGAAGAAUCCCUCGUUCAGACCUAAGCUGGUGAUCGUCCAAGUUGGAGGCCGGGAGGACUCCAAUGUCUACAUAAGGAUGAAAGUCAAGGCGGCAGGUGAAGUCGGCGUCGAAGCCGAGCACGUGAAAUUCCCCCCCACUGUCACUGAGAGCGAGCUGCUGACCGGUGUAGAGAAGCUGAACGCCGAUCCGAGCGUGCACGGAAUCAUCGUUCAACUGCCUCUAGACUGCACGAACAAAAUUGAUGCUGGCAAGAUCACCAACGCGGUGUCACCGCUGAAAGACGUCGACGGAAUCCAUAUUGAGAAUGCCGGGCGCUUGGCCCACGGGGAGCUGGAAGGUUUUUUCCUACCAUGUACCCCCAGGGGCUGUCUAGAGCUCAUCCAAAAAACAGGAAUUGACAUCUCCGGAAAGCAUGCGGUCGUCAUCGGUCGCUCGAAGAUCGUUGGCGCUCCCAUGUCGUGCAUUCUGCGCACUGUCAACGCCACCGUAACCGUCUGCCAUUCCCGGACGAAAGAUGUCGCAUCGUUUACGAGACAGGCCGACAUCAUUGUUGCGGCUGUCGGUGUGGCUCAAAUGGUCAAGAAAGAUUGGGUCAAGCCGGGUGCCGUUGUUAUCGAUUGCGGCAUCAAUUCUAUUCCAGAUCCAUCCACUGCCCGAGGCAGUCGAUUGGUCGGUGACGUUGAUUACGAAGCCGUGAAAGAAGUGGCAUCCUGGAUAACUCCCGUCCCCGGGGGAGUCGGCCCUAUGACGGUUGCCAUGUUGAUUAAGAACACAGUUAUCUCGGCUAAACGGGAAGUCGUCGGUAGCCUCAAGAAUUUCUGAGUUUUCUGAUUGUUCUGGACUCUGGACCGUCAGAAGCCAUGAUGAGCAAGACAAUAAAGUACUCGUCCGUUCUCC